CGACGCGCUGCGGGCCCCGGGAAGGGCCGGGCCGGGCGCUCCGGGCCGCAGGUCCCGGACGGAGGAGCCGGGAGCGCCUCAGGUAGAAGAUGGGAUGUUUUAGGUGAAACCUGCUUGCCAUGAAAUCCCGAGGGAGAUAGAGGGACUGCAGUGGGAGCUCCUUCUCACUCCUCCACAACAAAUCCAACAACUGCCUGAUGGGAUUUCCUCUCUGCCUGGCGUCAUGGGGAGCUGCUGCAGCUGUCUGUGCCCAGACAGCAUCCCAGACAACCAUCCCACCAAAUUCAAGGUGACCAACGUGGACGACGAGGGGCACGAGCUGGGCUCGGGGGUGAUGGAGCUGACGCGGCGGGAGCUGAUCCUGCACUCGCACAAGCGCGACGCCGUGCGGUGGCCGUACCUGAGCCUGCGGCGCUACGGCUUCGACUCCAACCUGUUCUCCUUCGAGAGCGGCCGCCGCUGCCACACCGGCCAGGGGAUUUUUGCCUUCAAGUGCUCCAGAGCAGAGGAGAUCUUCAACCUGCUGCAGGACCUGAUGCAGUGCAACAGCAUCAACGUGGUGGAGGAGCCCGUGGUGGUGACCAGGAGCAGCCACCCUGCGGAGGGGGAGCUGGCCCACAGCCCCCAGGGCCCCCCCGGUCUGGGCUACACUGGGCUUCCCAAUGGAUUUCACAGCUUCCCUGGAGAAUCCCGGUCCUGCUCUGCAGCCCAGCAGCCCUCAGUGAGCAGCCUGAGACAUUCCUCUGCGGGGGAAGACUCUACCCACCCUCUCCUGGGGCCUGAGGAGCAGUCCCACACCUACGUCAACACCGGCGAGCCGGAGCCGAGGGGCCGCCACUGUUUGCACCCCCUGCCUGAAGCCCACCCUCCUUUCCCCCCUAGGAACCACAGCUGCUCCCUGGAAGACCGGAGCCCCCAGGUCCUCCUGCAGCCAGGGGAGGUGAAAUUCGUGCUGGCUCCCACCUCGGGUUACCGCCGGCUGUGCCGGCAGCCCCGGCCAUGCCGGCCUCACCUCUGCGCCCCCAACAACAACAACAACGAGCGCCAGCAGGGCUGUCCGUCCCCACAGUGUGUCUAUGAGAACCUCAACGGGCUGGUGGCCCCCAGCAGCUCGUCCCUGUGCCGGGCUGGCCGCCCCAAGGCGUCCCGGGAGGACGGCAGCUGCUCCCAGCGCCGCUCGGCGCUGCUGCACUACGAGAACCUGCCGGCGCUGCCGCCGGUGUGGGAGCUGCAGCCGGCCCAGCACAGGGAUGAGGACGCUGGCCUGGCACCCACACCAUCCCCAAACGGCUUCUCUGAGGCUGGAGAGGAGGAGCCCCUGCAGAACCCCGCGGGCUCGGAGCCGCGCCGCGCUUUCCUGCCCAGGCCCCGGCGCAGCCGCCUGCCCAACGUCUUCAGCUUCGACUUCCCCCGGCCCUGCCCGGAGCCGCCACGGCAGCUCAACUACAUCCAGGUGGAGCUGGAGCCCGAGGCCUGCAAGGGACAACAGGAGCCCAGGGUGGCGGCCCCUGGCAGCCCCGGUGCCCGCCGCACCGACUCCUAUGCCAUCAUCGACCUCAAGAAGACGGCGGCCAUGUCCAGCCUGCAGCGGGCCCUGCCCAGGGAUGAUGGCACCUCGAGGAAAACUCGCCACAACAGCACUGACCUGCCCCUCUGAGGGCCCCAAGUGCCAGCCCCGUGUCAUGGCUUUGGUCCCUGCCCCUCUCUGUGUCCUGUCCCCCCUGAGUGUGGCUCCCUCUCUCGCCAUUGCCAUCGCCGGGGCCCAGCGUGGCUCCUGCAGCUGCUGCUGUUGAGGCUCUGUCUGUCUGUCUGUCCUCCCCUCUCUGUGUGUUGCUCGUUUUUCAAGCCUUGUGGGAUGUUUGGUGGUUUUUCAAGCCUUGUGGGAUGUGUGGUGGUUUUUCAAGCCUUGUGGGAUGUGUGGUGACUCUGAGGGUGGAAUUGCGGUGGCGCAGCCUGGGCUGGGGCAGGGCAGAGGCAGCUGGGCAGUGCCUCGGGGCAGUGCUCCCAAAACUGAGCUGCUUCAGGAGCUCUGUGCAAAUGGAGCUUGUUCCUCGUGGAUUUCACACCUCCAGGAGAGCUCCGUGGUGGGGCCACUCCAGAGCUGGGCUUUGCCUUGUGCUGCCAGUGGUGCCUGGAGAUGAGGAGCUCACGCCGUGGCCUUUCCCCCCUCAGCUCGUUGUUCGUUCCUGAAGCUUUUAUCCUUCUGUCCCUGUCUCAGAUCCAAUUUCAAUUGGGCAGCUGCAAUGAAACCAGGAGGACACAGAGCCAUGGGCACACACUGUGAUCACAGAAACCUGAUUGCCUAAAUCCUUAAAUUCCCUCCCCUGCUUUAGAAGAGGAGGGAAAGGCCACAACCAUGAGGGAGACUGGAAGUUUGGUCUAGAAAACUUCACUUGUGCCAUA
Messenger RNA from Melospiza melodia melodia, 2403 nucleotides. RefSeq names its product fibroblast growth factor receptor substrate 3 (gene FRS3). The transcript has 7 exons. Gene Ontology annotation, cellular component: cytoplasm. Gene Ontology annotation, molecular function: fibroblast growth factor receptor binding; transmembrane receptor protein tyrosine kinase adaptor activity. Bases 224 to 1657 code for a protein of 477 amino acids. The record is from RefSeq and is a predicted model, not a curated record. NCBI's taxonomy places the organism in Eukaryota, Metazoa, Chordata, Aves, Passeriformes, Passerellidae. Gene Ontology annotation, biological process: fibroblast growth factor receptor signaling pathway.